AUGAACGCAAAAAUCGGACGUGUCGAAGCGAGGAUAGACGGAGUGGAGAGGAGAAUGGGCAGAAUAGAAGUGAAAAUGGACGUAUUAGAUAAGAAAAUGGAGAGGAGAAUGGAAAAUGGACGA
This is a messenger RNA of Paraglomus occultum, 123 nucleotides long. The record is from the annotation of a GenBank genome assembly. NCBI's taxonomy places the organism in Eukaryota, Fungi, Glomeromycota, Glomeromycetes, Paraglomerales, Paraglomeraceae.